Echinops telfairi (small Madagascar hedgehog) is the source of this 2476-nucleotide messenger RNA. It is a transcript of the gene ARHGEF25, whose product is annotated as Rho guanine nucleotide exchange factor 25. NCBI's taxonomy places the organism in Eukaryota, Metazoa, Chordata, Mammalia, Afrosoricida, Tenrecidae. The transcript has 15 exons. The record is from RefSeq and is a predicted model, not a curated record. Gene Ontology annotation, molecular function: guanyl-nucleotide exchange factor activity. Gene Ontology annotation, cellular component: plasma membrane; cytoplasm. Gene Ontology annotation, biological process: axon guidance. The coding region runs from base 351 to 2099 and encodes 582 amino acids.
GCAGCUGGAGCUGCCGCCUCAUCCCGGCCCAGCCUCCCCCAACAUCCCUCUCCCCAGCUGGACAUCUGGACUCUGGGCCCGCAACGGCAGGGUUCCGGAAACCCUCCCAGCCCAGCUCGGAGGACCAGGGCCCGAGCCGCCAUCCCUCCCGAACCCCCCGCCCUUCUCCAGACCAGACUUCCGCCCACCCCUGGACACCCCUUAUCUGUCCCCUCCCUCUCCUCCUCCCCCAGCCUGGACCGGGGUAGGAGGGAGGGGGGGUGUGCGCCCUGCGCCAUCCCCGGCCCGCCCCCCCGUGAUUCCCCCUGCAUGGCCGGCCCGGGUGGGGGGCGCGGGGGGCCCCGGACGCCAUGCGGGGGGGGCACAAGGGGGGUCGCUGUGCCUGUCCCCAUGUGAUCCGAAAAGUGCUGGCAAAAUGCGGCUGCUGCUUCUCGCGGGGGGGACGUGAGUCAUAUUCCAUUGCUGGCAGUGAAGGGAGCGUCUCUGCUUCUGCUGCUUCGGGUCUGGCUGCCCCCUCCGGCCCCAGCUCUGGCCUCAGCUCUGGCCCCUGCUCCCCGGGGCCCCCAGGGCCAGUCAGUGGCCUGAGGAGAUGGUUGGAUCACUCCAAACAUUGUCUCAGUGUGGAAAGUGAGACCCAUGGUGGCCAGCCAGGAUCAUAUGAGAACUGGAUCCUGGAGCCAGCUCUGGCCACAGGAGAAGAACUGCCAGAGCUCACCCUGCUGACCACAUUGUUGGAGAGCUCUGAAGAUCAGGCGCAGCCAGCUGAGGAGGACACUGCUUCCCAAGCACCUGAGAGUGAGGAGGAGCAGAAGAAGCAAGCUCUGGAAAGGAGCAGGUAUGUCCUGAGUGAACUAGUCGAGACAGAGAAGAUGUACGUGGAGAAUUUGGGGCAGAUUGUGGAGGGUUACAUGGCCACCAUGGCUGCCCAGGGCAUCCCGGACAGCCUUCGAGGCCGCGACAGGAUUGUGUUUGGCAACAUCCAGCAAAUCUACGAGUGGCACCGAGACUAUUUUCUGCAGGAGCUACAGAGGUGCUUGAAGGAUCCUGAUUGGCUGGCUCAGCUCUUCAUCAAACACGAGCGCCGGUUGCAUAUGUAUGUGGUGUACUGCCAGAAUAAGCCCAAGUCGGAGCAUGUGGUGUCAGAGUUCGGGGACAGCUACUUUGAGGAGCUUCGGCAGCAGCUGGGGCACCGCCUGCAGCUCAGUGACCUUCUCAUCAAGCCUGUGCAGCGGAUCAUGAAAUACCAGCUUUUGCUCAAGGAUUUCCUCAAGUAUUACAGCAGAGCUGGAAUGGAGUGCCAACAGCUGGAGCGAGCCGUGGAGGUCAUGUGCUUUGUGCCCAAGCGCUGCAAUGACAUGAUGACUCUGGGAAGACUACGGGGCUUUGAGGGCAAACUGACUGCUCAGGGGAAGCUCCUGGGCCAGGACACAUUCUGGGUAACAGAGCCAGAGGCAGCGGGGCUGCUCUCCUCCCGGGGCCGAGAGAGGCGCGUCUUCCUUUUUGAGCAAAUCGUCAUCUUCAGUGAGGCCCUGGGAGGAGGCGUGCGAGGAGGUGCAGCCCAGCCUGCUGGAUAUGUGUAUAAGAACAGCAUCAAGGUGAGCUGCCUGGGACUGGAGGGGAACCUCCAGGGUGACCCUUGCCGCUUUGCGCUGACCUCCAGAGGGCCGGAGGGUGGGAUCCAGCGCUAUGUCCUGCAGGCCACAGACCCUGCAGUCAGCCAGGCCUGGAUCAAGCAAGUGGCCCAGAUCCUGGAAAGGCAGAGGGACUUUCUCAAUGCAUUGCAAUCUCCCAUCGAAUACCAGAGACGAGAGAGUCAGACCAACAGUCUCGGGAGGCUAGGAGGCCUUGGGGUGGGGAGUCCUGGAAGAACCAGGCCUGGGAACCAGGCCCAGGCCAGCACACACACCCCCAUCAAUGGCUCUCUCCCCUCCCUGCUGCUGUUGCCUGAAGGGGAGGUAGCCAGAGCCCCCUUGCCCCUGGACACACAGACCUCCAGUGAAGCCCCCCAGGCUCUUCAGGACUCUCCUCCAAGCCCUCCAGCUCCCUCCACCCCUCUCUGCCAGGCCAGACUCGCCAAGCUGGAUGAAGAUGAGCUGUAACUUGUAACUGGUGAAGGCCAUGAGAGUGGGGCUGCCUCUGUGGCAGCCGCCACUCUGUCCCCUAGGGAGCUUCAGGGCACCCCUUUGUGGCACCAGCUGGGUUGUUGCCCUCCCUCCCAGUGUGUCUGGAGGUGGGGCCAGGCCGGGAGCAGCAGUGUCAGCCUGGAGGAAGAUACCUGGUACACCCCAAAGGACUUUUUUCUACCCAAGGAACACGGAUUUCUCCAGCUCUCAUCUUUAUGCAUGCAUCACCGGGCCCCCCCAAAAGAGGAAAAGUGGGUGGACGGGAGGGCUAGGGCAGGGGUCUGAUAGGAAUGAUUGGUUUGGGUUUUGAUCUUGUUUUUCUGUUUUCUGAAAAUAAAAGUUUUGUUACAUCA